This is a messenger RNA of Miscanthus lutarioriparius, 348 nucleotides long. Lineage: Eukaryota; Viridiplantae; Streptophyta; Magnoliopsida; Poales; Poaceae. The record is from the annotation of a GenBank genome assembly.
AUGGGGGCUGAGGAACCUGUGCACAUACUUGCAUACUAUGGUGCCUGGGGACCUGCUAAACCUCAAGAAUUAGAAAGGUUUCUGGCCAGUAUCAGGGAUGGCGGUGAAUCAUUUUACAAUGUUGAGCUUGUUUUGUUCAUUUGUAGAGGUAGUGAGCCCAAUGGAAAAUCUGUGGUGCAACUAGUUUGUCGAACAGGGGGUGUAGCAGUUUUAGCUCAUCCAUGGGCAUUGAAAAACCCUGCUGCUGUGGUAAAGGAUUUGAAAGCUGCAGGUUUGCAUGGUAUUGAGGUUUACCGAAGCGAUGGGGAAGUAUCUGGUAUGAACAAGAUGGCCAUGUUCAUAUUAUAG